Molecule: messenger RNA, 2370 nt
Organism: Orycteropus afer afer
Lineage: Eukaryota; Metazoa; Chordata; Mammalia; Tubulidentata; Orycteropodidae
Gene: XYLT1
Product: xylosyltransferase 1
Exons: 10
Coding region: 1-2370 (789 amino acids)
Biological process (GO): heparan sulfate proteoglycan biosynthetic process; chondroitin sulfate proteoglycan biosynthetic process
Cellular component (GO): membrane
Molecular function (GO): protein xylosyltransferase activity
Source: RefSeq, a predicted model, not a curated record
AUGUUUCUCCAGGAUGGCUACUUCUCACACCGGCCAAAAGAGAAAGUGCGAACAGACAGCAACAAUGAGAACUCGGUCCCCAAAGAUUUUGAGAAUGUCGACAACAGCAACUUUGCCCCCAGGACUCAAAAGCAGAAGCGCCCACCUGAGUUGGCGAAGAAGCCCCUGAGUAAACCAAAGGAGCUUUUGAGAAAGAAGCUGGAGCAGGAGGAGAAAGGGAGAGGACACACCUUCCUGGGGAAAGACGCCAACGAAGUGCUGCCUCCUGCCGAGAGAGCCGCAGCCAACAGCAGCCACUCCAAGGAUGCCCCCCGACAGGCCCAUGCCAGGAAGAGUGGGGGCAGCUCCCCCGAGAUCAAGUACGACCAGCCCCCCAAGUGUGACAUCUCGGGCAAGGAGGCCAUCUCGGCCCUGUCCCGCUCCAAGUCCAAGCACUGUCGCCAGGAGAUUGCAGAAACCUACUGCCGCCACAAGCUGGGGCUCCUGAUGCCCGAGAAGGUGGCUCGGUUCUGCCCCCUGGAGGGCAAAGCCAACAAGAACGUUCAGUGGGAUGAUGACUCAGUAGAGUACAUGCCACGCUCUAAUUACCUGCACCGGCAAGUGCUCCAGUUCACCAGGCAGUAUGCCAACGUCCGUGUCACCCCCUGGAGAAUGGCCACCAUCUGGGGGGGCGCCAGCCUCCUGUCCACCUACCUGCAGAGCAUGCGAGACCUGCUGGAGAUGACAGACUGGCCCUGGGACUUCUUCAUCAACCUCAGCGCAGCUGACUAUCCCAUCAGGACAAAUGACCAGCUGGUGGCCUUUCUCUCCCGAUAUCGAGAUAUGAAUUUCCUGAAGUCACACGGCCGGGACAAUGCAAGAUUUAUACGGAAACAAGGCCUGGACCGCCUCUUUCUGGAGUGUGACGCCCACAUGUGGCGCCUGGGCGACCGGCGUAUCCCAGAGGGCAUAGCUGUAGAUGGCGGCUCUGAUUGGUUCCUGCUGAACCGGAAGUUUGUGGAAUAUGUGACAUUCUCCACAGACGACCUGGUGACCAAAAUGAAGCAGUUCUACUCCUAUACCCUGCUUCCUGCUGAGUCUUUCUUCCACACGGUCCUGGAGAACAGCCCCCACUGCAACACCAUGGUGGACAACAACCUGCGCAUCACAAACUGGAACCGCAAGCUGGGCUGCAAGUGUCAGUACAAGCACAUCGUGGACUGGUGCGGCUGCUCCCCCAACGACUUCAAGCCGCAGGACUUCCAUCGCUUCCAGCAGACAGCCCGGCCCACCUUCUUUGCUCGAAAGUUCGAAGCUGUGGUGAAUCAAGAAAUCAUUGGGCAGCUGGACUAUUUCCUGUACGGGAACUACCCCUCAGGCACCCCCGGCCUCCGUUCCUACUGGGAGAAUGUCUACGAUGAGCCUGAUGGCAUCCACAGCCUGAGCGACGUGGCACUCACUUUGUACCACUCCUUCUCCCGCCUGGGCCUCCGACGGGCAGAGAUGUCGCUGCACACAGAAGGGGAGAACAGCUGCCGGUAUUACCCAAUGGGCCACCCAGUGUCUGUCCACCUCUACUUCCUUGCUGACCGUUUCCAGGGCUUUCUGAUCAAGCAUCAUGCUACCAAUCUGGCUGUGAGCAAACUCGAGACCCUGGAGACAUGGGUGAUGCCCAAGAAAGUCUUCAAGAUCGCCAGCCCACCCAGCGACUUUGGGAGGCUUCAGUUUUCUGAGGUCGGCACUGACUGGGAUGCCAAGGAACGACUGUUCCGCAACUUUGGGGGUCUCCUGGGGCCCAUGGAUGAGCCGGUGGGCAUGCAGAAAUGGGGGAAGGGGCCCAACGUGACAGUGACCGUCAUCUGGGUAGACCCCGUCAAUGUCAUCGCAGCCACCUACGACAUCUUGAUUGAGUCCACUGCCGAAUUCACCCACUACAAGCCCCCUUUGAACUUGCCCCUGAGGCCUGGGGUGUGGACAGUGAAAAUCCUCCACCACUGGGUACCCGUUGCAGAGACCAAAUUCCUUGUUGCACCGCUGACUUUCUCAAACAGGCAGCCCAUCAAACCGGAGGAGGCGCUGAAGCUGCACAGCGGGCCCCUGCACGGCGCCUACAUGGAGCAGAACUUCCAGAGCCUGAACCCCGUGCUCAGCCUGCCCAUCAGCCCGGCACAGGUGGAGCAGGCCCGGCGCCACGCAGCCUCCACGGGCGCGGUGCUGGAGGGCUGGCUGGACUCGCUGGUGGGCAACAUGUGGACAGCCAUGGACAUCUGCACCACUGGCCCCACCGCCUGCCCUGUAAUGCAGGCCUGCAGCCAGACGGCCUGGAGCUCCUUCAGCCCAGACCCCAAGUCGCAGCUGGGGGCUGUCAAACCCGAUGGCCGCCUUAGGUAG